UUUUAAUAUGCAUGUAUUUUAGUCCAUGUAAAGAUGUUUUCUUUUUCAAUUUUUGUUGUUUCUUUAAAAAAUUGAAAAGAAAAAAGAAAAAUACACUGUUUUUUAUUGAGCAGUGGUUAUUGCGAUUCUGUAUACAAUCAUAGUAUGAUAUUGUUGUCUAUUUCCAUCAAACAACAAUGGCGGAGCUCAGUUUUUUGCUGGGGAUUUUAGGUAAUAUCUCCGCAUUUCUAAUUCUGCUUUCGCCUAUAGGAACUUUCGCGAGGAUAGUGAAGAAGCGAUCGACCGAAGAUUUCUCGAGCUUCCCAUACAUAUGUAUGGUGCUGAAUGCGUCGCUGUGGACUUACUACGGAAUCAUCAAACCAGAUGCAUUGCUUACUACCGUCAAUGGAUCCGGCGUCGUUAUCUCCACCGUCUAUCUCUCUCUCUAUCUCGUAUUUGCUCCUCCGAAGGCUAGGGUGAGGACGGCGGCGGUAGCGGCGGUGAUGGAUGUAGGGAUUGUGGCGGCGGCGAUAUGGGUGAGUGGGUGGGAAUUGGAGGGAGAAUCGAGCAUCAGUUUUACUGGGUUUCUGUGUGCAUGUUUCAACCUUCUUCGCUACGCUUCCCCUUUGUCUAUCAUGAAAGAAGUGGUGAUGACAAAGAGUGUGGAAUACAUGCCACUCUUGCUCUCAAUUUGCCUCUGCGCCAACGGCCUUAUUUGGGCUAUUUAUGCCAUGUUAGUUCGUGACAUUUUUCUCCUAGUAAGUCUCCUAUUUGCUUUACUUUAUUUUUUUACAUUGUUAAUUGUGUCUAGAUACACGAAUUUUCAUCACAUUAAACUAAAACUUCUUCCUCCAAAUACACGAAGUUUUAGUUAUUCUGAUUUUUCACGCGCUUGUCAAUUGUCCACUAAUCAAUAUUGAGGUGAACGCUUGAAAUGUCUAGAUAGCUUAAACGACUGAUGUACUAAGCUACGUAGUUGAAUAUUUACUUCAUUUCAGCUACGCACAAUGACAUUAAUUUUUCGAAAAUUGAUAGUUAUAUAAAAAAUCAAAAUAAUUUAAUAUUCUGCAAAUAGCAAUUCAAGUAUUUAUAUAUAAUUACUCCUUUCUUUGCAUUAACCCUCUCAAAUUAGAAUUCUUUGAAUAAUGUGGUUCCAUAUUAGUUAGAAUUUCAUACCUUUGAGUAAAUUAUUAGCAUGUGAUAUAAGACUUUGAGAUAGAGAAUCUCCUUUGGCUCGAUAACUUCACAAUUUUUUAUUUUAUUUUUUAUUUUUUUAGAUGCAAAUUAUGAUUGAAAAAGAUAAUAUGGCAUAAUGUGUUGUAUAUAAAUGAAGGUACCGCAUAGCAUGGGGUUUGUACUCGGAGCAUCGCAGUUAGUACUCUAUGCUAUGUAUAGAAAAGCAAAGUCAUCAAAAUCAAAUAGUGGAAUUGGUGAUUUGGAAGAGAGAUGUGAACAUCACCAACAACUCCUUAUUCCAUCUCACAAUUGAUUAUUCAUUAUGUAACACCUAUUGAAGAAAUGUUACUUAUAGACAUUUUUUUUA
This is a messenger RNA of Salvia miltiorrhiza (redroot sage), 1522 nucleotides long. Its product is annotated as bidirectional sugar transporter SWEET17-like. Gene Ontology annotation, molecular function: sugar transmembrane transporter activity. The coding region runs from base 177 to 899 and encodes 240 amino acids. The record is from RefSeq and is a predicted model, not a curated record. Gene Ontology annotation, cellular component: membrane. Gene Ontology annotation, biological process: carbohydrate transport. NCBI's taxonomy places the organism in Eukaryota, Viridiplantae, Streptophyta, Magnoliopsida, Lamiales, Lamiaceae. The transcript has 5 exons.